UAGACGCGAAUGUUUCAUUUUAAAGGCUGACCUCAAAACCCGUUAUAUCCUCGCAACUGAGAAGCUAGUGCCUUUUUUACUAAUACAUCGGAAUGUGUUUCCCUGGAAAACGACAAAAAGACAACUUCACCGAGCCAAAACCCACACCUCUAGAUACAAAAGCCCGAGCGAAUCAACCAGAGCACUCAGUCUCUCCCCCCGUUCUCCCCCCACUUUCAUCUAUUUCUCAACCCGAUAUGCCUGCCCCUAGGAUCGCUAUCGUCACUUACUCCCUUUACGGGCACAUCACAAAGAUGGCUGAGGCCGUCAAGAGUGGUAUCAGCAAUGCUGGUGGUAAUGCCUCUAUCUAUCAGAUCCAGGAGACCCUCUCCGACGAUAUCUUGAAGCUCGUCAAGGCGCCUCCUAGACCCGAUUACCCUGUCCUCCUCCCUGAUGACCUUGUCAACUUUGACGCGUUCCUCUUUGGUAUCCCCACUCGUUACGGCAACUUCCCCGUUCAGUGGAAGGUACGUUAUCUUACAUCUGCAAGGUUGAACACGUUCCUUGACGUACUCACACAGGCAUUCUGGGACGCCACUGGCCCUCUCUGGAGCAAGGGCGCUCUUCAGGGCAAGAUGUGCGGUGUGUUUGUCUCCACUGGUACCCAAGGUGGUGGACAGGAGAUCACCAUUUCCAACACGUUGUCCACUUUCGUGCACCAUGGUCUCAUCUAUGUUCCCCUCGGCUACAAGCACUCCUUCCCUCAGUUGUCUAACCUGACCGAGAUCCACGGUGGUUCUUCUUGGGGUGCAGGAACCUUUGCAGGCACAGACGGUUCCCGCCAGCCUUCACCUCUCGAAAUGGAGAUUGCUGCUAUCCAAGGCAAGACCUUCUGGGAUACCGUGGCACAAUACCACGGCCACACCAAGUCCUCGUGAAUCUAGAUAUUGAUAUGUAUGGAUUCGGCUUGGAUUGUAUAUAUAUUGCGCACGCAUAAUAUGAAUUAAAUCUCGCGCUCGUGCAAAGUCCCAUUACAUGGAUGGAUAUUUUCUGAUCAUACGUGUUCGCAUCAAUACGCCAUCCAUCGAGUCUGUGGGUUUGUUCCCAUGGGUUUGGUGCGCCGUUACCCGAUUAGCAUGCACACAUGUGACGGCGGCCUAAAAUUAAUCACUAGCAACUUCCCGGACUGAAAUACUUGAACUCACACAGCGUGCAUGCGCGAAGAUCGUACUUGUGUGAAAAGCUGGGCCGACUGUAACCACUUGUGUACAUGCUUUGAAUCACAGCCCGGGAGGUCGUACGAGUCUCAUGCAGCUCCCUAGUAAGAUCCUAGCGAACUGCGCUACCGGAUAGCAUAUCUUGAAGGCGCCAAGCAGCACGCAUUAUCCCGUUAU
This is a messenger RNA of Suillus plorans, 1373 nucleotides long. Its product is annotated as putative 1,4 benzoquinone reductase. The record is from RefSeq and is a predicted model, not a curated record. NCBI's taxonomy places the organism in Eukaryota, Fungi, Basidiomycota, Agaricomycetes, Boletales, Suillaceae. The transcript has 4 exons. The coding region runs from base 93 to 917 and encodes 274 amino acids. Gene Ontology annotation, molecular function: FMN binding; NAD(P)H dehydrogenase (quinone) activity.